This is a messenger RNA of Striga hermonthica, 792 nucleotides long. The record is from the annotation of a GenBank genome assembly. NCBI's taxonomy places the organism in Eukaryota, Viridiplantae, Streptophyta, Magnoliopsida, Lamiales, Orobanchaceae.
AUGCUAAGAUUCAGGAAGCUUUUUUCAAUAGCACCACGAAAUUAUAAUGGCAGAAAUUUGUCCAACCCUAAGAUACCUUCAAACCAUCCUUGUCAAUGGACUUCCACUCGCUUUCUUGACAUUUACCAGAUGGGCAACAAGCAGGCAAUCGAGAAGGAACGAGCUCGACUUAAAGAUGAGAUGAGCAGGGGUUACUUUGCCGACAUGUCGGAAAUGAAGCAACAUGGUGGGAAGAUAGCAGUGGCGAAUAAGAUUAUAAUUCCAUCAAUGGCAGCAGUAAAAUUUCCUACAAUCGAAGUUAACAACUCGGAUGGUACUAGCCUUAAGCUGCCUGUAACCUCUGAUGCAAAAGAUGUGGAUGUUACCAAGUCGGAUAUCCCCAAGGCAUCGUUAUUGUGUUUGUCAUUUCGAGCUAGCUCACAGCAUAUGGUUGAUUCCUGGAGCGCACCAUUUCUUAAUACUUUUGGUAAUUCCAAUGAUGUUCAGUUAUAUGAGGUGUCUUUCAUUGAUUCAUGGCUAUUGACUCGUAGUCCUAUAAAGAAGCUACUCCUUAAGAUCAUGAGAAAACCUAAACCUGAGGGAGAGCAAAAUGUCCUUCAGAGGCGGAUAGUUUAUUCUUUCGGUGAUCAUUAUUAUUUCAGGAAGGAGCUAAAAAUACUGAAUCUUCUUACAGGGUAUGUUUUCUUACUGGACAACCUUGGUAGAAUACGGUGGCAAGGUUUUGGUCUAGCAACAGAAGAUGAAAUACAGUCACUUUUGUCUUGCACGUCCUUAUUGCUGGACAAGAAAUAA